Molecule: messenger RNA, 5427 nt
Organism: Mesocricetus auratus (golden hamster)
Lineage: Eukaryota; Metazoa; Chordata; Mammalia; Rodentia; Cricetidae
Gene: Adamts7
Product: ADAM metallopeptidase with thrombospondin type 1 motif 7
Exons: 24
Coding region: 240-5186 (1648 amino acids)
Biological process (GO): extracellular matrix organization; proteolysis
Cellular component (GO): extracellular matrix
Molecular function (GO): metalloendopeptidase activity
Source: RefSeq, a predicted model, not a curated record
UCUUUCUCCGCUUCUCGCUCUCUUUCUUUGCCUCGGCAGCUGGCCGAGGGGGCGGUCCUUGCAGUCUUUGUUGCCGGAGGAGCGAGUGCAGCUGCCCGCCGGCCAGAGUCGGGACCUGGACUUAAGGAGCUGCUUGAAGCCAGGCAUGUCCUGAGUCGGACCCGGGCCCCGGCUGGGACGCAAACGCGACAGACGAAGGCGUGAGCUAGGGGUCGUCCAACGGCCACCCGACUCUGGCCAUGCACCGGGGUACGAGUCUCCUCUUGAUCCUGUGUGCUCUGGCGUCUAACGUCCCGGGACCUGCAUCAGGCCUCGCAACCGAGGGCCGGUCGGCUUUGGACAUUGUGCACCCUGUGCGAGUAGACGCUGGAGGCUCCUUCCUGUCCUAUGAGCUGUGGCCACGAGUGCUGCGCAAGCGAGAUGUGUCUGCCACCCAGGGCUCAUCCGCUUUCUACCAGCUGCAGUACCGAGGGCGGGAGCUGCUCUUCAACUUGACCACCAACCCCUAUCUCCUGGCACCCGGCUUUGUGAGUGAGAUCCGGCGUCGCAGCAGCCUAGGCCAUGUGCACAUCCGAACCAGUGUCCCUACCUGCCAUUUGCUUGGUGAUGUGCAGGACCCAGAGCUGGAAGGUGGCUUUGCAGCCAUCAGCGCCUGUGAUGGCCUAAGAGGUGUGUUCCAGCUCUCCAAUGAGGACUACUUCAUCGAGCCUCUCCAUGGAGUUCCAGCUCAGGCUGGACAUGCCCAGCCCCACGUGGUAUACAAGCACCAAGUCCCCGAGCAGCGGGCUCAGCAGGGUGACUCAAGGACUCCAGGCACCUGUGGAGUGCAAGAACUGGAGCAUAGGCCAGAGCAUUGGGAACAGCAGCAGCGGAGGCGGAGGCAGCAGCGAUCGGUCAGCAAAGAGAAAUGGGUGGAGACCCUGGUGGUAGCUGAUGCCAAGAUGGUGGAGUACCACGGGCAGCCACAAGUAGAGACCUAUGUACUGACCAUCAUGAACAUGGUGGCUGGACUGUUUCACGACCCCAGCAUUGGGAACCCCAUUCACAUCACCAUUGUGCGCCUUAUCCUGCUGGAAGACGAGGAGAAGGACUUAAAGGUCACACACCAUGCAGACAACACUCUGAAGAGCUUCUGCAAGUGGCAGAAGAACAUCAACACGAAGGGGGACGCUCAUCCACAGCACCAUGAUACUGCCAUCCUGCUCACCAGGAAAGAUUUGUGUGCAGCCAUGAACCACCCCUGUGAAACCCUGGGCCUGUCUCACGUGGCUGGCAUGUGCCACCCUCAACUCAGCUGUAGCGUCAGUGAGGACACUGGCCUGCCACUCGCCUUCACUGUGGCCCAUGAGCUAGGACACAGUUUUGGCAUUCAGCAUGACGGCACCAGCAAUGACUGUGAGUCCAUUGGGAAACGGCCUUUCAUCAUGUCUCCACAGCUCCUGUACGAUGGAGGCAUUCCGCUCACCUGGUCCCGCUGCAGCCGCGAGUACAUCACCAGGUUCCUCGACCGCGGGUGGGGCCUGUGCUUGGAUGACUCUCCAGCCAAGGAUGUCAUUGGCUUCCCCUCGGUGCUGCCUGGUGUCCUGUAUGAUGUGAACCACCAGUGUCGCCUUCAGUAUGGGGCAUACUCAGUCUUCUGUGAGGACAUGGACAAUGUCUGCCACACACUGUGGUGUUCCGUGGGGACCACCUGUCACUCCAAGCUGGACGCAGCUGUGGACGGCACCAGAUGUGGGAAAAACAAGUGGUGUCUCAAUGGAGAGUGCGUCCCUGAGGGCUUCCAGCCCGAGGCGGUGGACGGUGGCUGGUCCGGCUGGAGUGCCUGGUCUGUCUGCUCGAGGAGCUGUGGCGUGGGUGUACGGAGUGCUGAACGACAGUGCACACAGCCUGUGCCUAAGCACAGAGGCAAGUACUGUGUGGGGGAGCGGAAGCGGUUCCGGCUCUGCAACCUGCCACCCUGCCCUGCGGGUCAUCCCUCUUUCCGUCACACCCAGUGUAGCCAGUUUGACGCCAUGCCCUACAAGGGCCAACUGCACACAUGGGUGCCCGUGGUCAAUGAUGAGAACCCCUGUGAGCUGCACUGCCGUCCCUCCAACCACUCCAAUACAGAGAAGAUGAGGGAUGCCGUGGUGGAUGGCACCCCUUGCUACCAAGGUCGGGUCAGCCGUGACAUCUGCAUCAAUGGCCUCUGCAAGAACGUGGGCUGCGACUUUGAGAUCGACUCUGGUGCCACGGAGGACCGCUGUGGUGUCUGCCAGGGCAAUGGCUCUACUUGCCACACCGUGAGCAGGACCUUCGAGGAGGCUGAGGGCCUGGGGUACGUGGACAUAGGCCUGAUCCCAGCCGGAGCCCGAGAGAUCCUCAUUAAGGAGGUGGCUGAGGCUGCCAACUUUCUGGCCCUGCGGAGUGAGGACCCAGAUAAGUACUUCCUCAAUGGCGGCUGGACCAUCCAGUGGAAUGGAGACUACCAGGUGGCAGGCACUACCUUCACCUAUGCGCGCACAGGCAACUGGGAGAACCUCACAUCCCCUGGGCCUACCAGUGAGCCUGUCUGGAUCCAGCUGCUGUUCCAGGAGAGCAACCCUGGGGUGCACUAUGAGUACACCAUCCACAGGGACAGCCACGAUGAGGUGCGGCCACCUGAGUUCUCCUGGCACUAUGGGCCCUGGAGCAAGUGCACUGUCACAUGUGGUACAGGUGUGCAGAGACAAAGCUUGUAUUGCAUGGAGAGGCAGGCUGGACUUGUGGAUGAGGAACACUGUGACCACCUGAAUCGGCCUGAUGACCGCCAGAGGAAGUGCAGCGAGGAGCCCUGUCCCGCCAGGUGGUGGGCAGGGGAGUGGCAGCUGUGUUCCCGAUCCUGCGGACCUGGAGGUCUCUCUCGCCGGGCUGUGCUCUGCAUACGCAGUGUAGGGCUGGAUGAGCAGCGAGCCCUGGAACCACUUGCCUGUGAGCAUCUUCCUCGACCCUUGGCUGAAACCCCAUGCAACCGUCACGUACCCUGUCCCGCCACCUGGGGUGUGGGAAACUGGUCUCAGUGCUCUGUGACAUGUGGAGCCGGCAUUCGGCAGCGAACUGUCCUCUGCAUCAAUGAUACUGAUGUCCCCUGCGAUGAAGUCGAGCGGCCGGUGACUGAGGCCAUUUGUCUUCUGCCUCCCUGCCCCCGCCCCGUGUACAUGACGGGCACAGAUGGCUCUGGCAGUGGUUCCUCCAGCCCUGAGCUCUUCAAUGAAGUUGAUUUCAUCCCACACUGGCUGGCCCCACGCCCUUCACCGGCAUCCUCACCCAAGCCAGUUAGCAUCAGCAACGCUAUUGACGAGGGCGACCUAGAACCGGAUCCGCCGGGGCCUGUGUUUGUGGAUGACUUCUAUUAUGACUACAAUUUCAUUAACUUCCAUGAAGACCUGUCUUAUGGAUCUUAUGAAGAACCCCACCCAGACCUGGUUGAUGCAGGGGGUUGGACAGUACCACCCCACAUCAGACUCACUGAACCCCCCUCAGAUACUUCAGUGCCUACUGCAGGAACUCCUGGAGUUAAGGAAGAGGGGCUUCAGGGAGCUUGGUCCCCUAGCCCUUCACUCAAUCAGGAUAGCCAUUCCCCACCUGUAUUCUUAGAGCAGACCCCUGUGAAUCCCUUGGCCAAUUUCUUGUCUGAGGAAGAUAUGCUCAUGGGGACCCCUGAAGUUGGGCUCACCAGCUUGCCCUGGCCCCCUGCUUCAGCUGAUGAGAUGGUGACACCUGUUGACCCGGGAACCUCUGAUGAGUUACUAGUAAGGGAAGACAGGCAGGACCAGCCACCCACUCCAUGGUCUGACAGGAACAAGGCUUCCAAAGAUGAGGACACCUUGGGCCAUACAUCACCAGCCCUUCCCCAAAGCCCUAUCCCCACACAGCUCUCUUCACCUUCCAUCAGCACCACCCAAGCUUCUCCUGGUCCUGAUGUGGCAGAGGUGUGGACAGGAGUGCCUGUGGCCUGGGACUCAGUGUUAGAGGGUGACCUGAAGUCUGUGCCUACUGUGGAGGUGGCACCUCCUCUCCUUCCUCCCAUGGCCACUGCACCAGCCAUCUGGGACAGAGACAGCCCCUUGGAGCCAGGGACUCCUACCUUUUCAACCCCACAGAACCUGAAAACUCUGGCAUUGCCGGGAACUUUCUUUUCGACAGCACCAACUGAUCUAAGCAGCCCGGGACCGAUGGGCCAGCCACAGCCCACUAACCCUGAAGGGACCCUGAGCCCUGUGCCACUGCCUAGGCCAGCUCAGGAGACUCAUAAUAACAGCAGCAAGGACCCUGAGGUCCUGCCUUUGCAGCCCGGCCUGGUGGAGGAUGGCUCUCCUACAGACCCACAGCCUGCCACGAAUGCCAGCUGGCAAGUGGGCAACUGGAGCCAGUGUUCCACCACUUGUGGUCUGGGCGCCACCUGGAGGCUGGUGCGCUGCAGCUCUGGCCGGGAUGAGGACUGCACCCCUUCCAGCCGCCCCCAGCCAGCCCGCCAUUGUCACCUGAGGCCCUGUGCUGCCUGGCGCACGGGCAACUGGAGUAAGUGCUCUCGCAAUUGUGGCGGGGGUUCCUCCACAAGAGAUGUACAGUGUGUGGACACACGGGACCUCCGGCCAUUGCGGCCUUUCCACUGCCAGCCUGGGCCUACGAAGCCACCCACCCGUCAGCUUUGUGGGACCCAGCCCUGUCUCAACUGGUAUACCUCUUCCUGGAGAGAGUGUUCCGAGGCCUGUGGUGGUGGUGAACAGCAGCGUCUGGUGACAUGCCCAGAGCCAGGCCUCUGUGAGGAGUCGCUGAGACCCAACAGCACCCGGCCCUGCAACACCCACCCCUGCACGCAGUGGGUGGUGGGGCCUUGGGGUCAGUGCUCAGCCCCCUGCGGUGGGGGCGUUCAGCGGCGUCUGGUCAAAUGCGUGAACACUCAGACUGGCUUGGCGGAGGAAGACAGCGAGCAGUGUGGCCAUGAGGCCUGGCCUGAGAGCUCACGGCCAUGUGCCACUGAGGACUGUGAGCUGGUUGAGCUACCACGUUGUGAGCGGGAUCGCCUGUCCUUCAGCUUCUGUGAGACACUGCGCCUCCUGGGCCGCUGCCAGCUACCCACUAUCCGCGCCCAGUGCUGUCGCUCAUGUCCCCCGCUCAGCCGUGGUGUCCCUUCCCGAGGCCAUCAGAGGGUGGCCAGACGCUGAGCAGAGGCCUGAGCAGAGUGCACAUCAGAACGCACAGACAAACUGACCCACGACACACAGACCUCAGCGCCCCACCACAGGCUGCGGUGGAGCCCUGCUCCUCGUGCCCUAAUGGUGCUAACCCCAUCCCUGUGCAAUGGCAGGCUGGGGACCCCUGUUCCUCUCAGAAAAGGUAUUUUUUUAUUCUAACAGUUUGCACAUUUGUUAUCGUUUUACAUAAAUGAGUAUCUACCCUUUCAAA